UGCUGUACAUAUUUAAGUUAAUGUCUCCACUAGUCUGGUUUGCCAGUAUCUGCUGUGCAUCUAUAUAUGACAGCGAGCCAAUAUUCACCAUCAAAUGGUUCAACUCAAGAGAUUCGUUUUUGGACAGUUAUUUUUUUGAAGAAGAAAUUAAUCAGCUCCCCAAGCAUCUGAAGGAAGUUCUUUCCGAAGAUUCGGUAGAUGACAACCCUGAAUCAAAAGCAAAUGUCUUGAAGUUUUUUAACAGUUUCGAAAUGAAAGCAAAAAAUGACGGGAACUACAAAUGUUAUUUACCAAAUGAUGGAACAAUGGACCAAUCAGAAAAUACAGAAUAUGAGGGUCCGGGUCCAAUAGAACUUAUCGAGGAGAUAUUUCUAUCUGAAGCCUGUUCCUAUCUAAUCAGCGCUUAUUGGAUAUAUCAAUUGUGUCAUGGCAAAACUUUUCGUCAGUACCACGAAGAGAAACCUAGUCAGGUCCAGGAGUAUUUCUUGGGAGCUUUGGAAGGUUUGUGGCAAGGCCAGCAAUAUACGGAUGAGCAUUAUGGAAAAAGAUGGCCUGAAAGUUUGCUGAAAACUCUUCAGUUGGAGGACUCAACGCAUCAUUACGUUGAGGUUUUGAUGUCAGAUGGGACCCCCUGUGACAUCAAGAACAAUGAACCAAGGAGCGUUAAUGUCCGCUAUGUUUGCCUACCUGGAGCGAGACUGGAGCUGAUAGAUAUCCGUGAGGUCGCAUCUUGUACGUACGAGGCAACAGUCACUGCCCAAUCAUUGUGUAGACACCCCGACUUUGCCCCAAUAGGCCGCGAGGAGACCAGGUUGUACUGCGUAGCCGAAGACAAGAACAAACUUGUGAAACUGCCCACGACCUCUUCGCACAGCUUCAAAAUAAUUAUGGGAGACGAAGUACAUCAAGAGCCUUUCCCAAGUGCAUUUAAACCCAAAGUUUCUAUCGAAUCCAAAGUUGCUCAGCAACUGAGAACGGUUGCAGCAGACGACGUGGAAGUUGAAGAAGAGGAGGAAGAGGCCGAUGAUGAUGAUUCCUAUCGAAAAGCGAUAGCUUCAACUGUUUUCAAAUCCAAAGAUGGAGCAAUGUUGAAGCGUAAAGAUCAUAACGUCGGUCUGCCCCCGCUAUUUGACGAAGAUGUGCAUGACGUCACCAUUUCGAGACAACUGAGGCAGUUCGUCGAUGCCACUGAGUGUGUGAAGGGGGGUAGGGGUUGGUGGAAGCACGAAUUCUGCUAUCAACAACAUAUCUAUCAUUUGCAUUAUGAGACAAACCCUCAAACUAAACAAUCUUAUGUGCAAAAACGAAUUGUCCUUGGGAUGUGGAGCAAAGAUGAACAUAUCAAAUGGACGAAAGGGCAGCCGAAAGAAGCAUAUCGCAAUCUUGACGCGAAAAAAUCAACAGUUACUCUAUAUUACGGACAAGGCGAUAUAUGCCACGAAAACAAUGAUUAUAGACAUACGUUGGUAAAAUUGAGAUGUUCGCCUAGUACCAAAAGCACAGCUAGUAUUUCAGUAUCAUUGACUGAACCAAAACUAUGCAGUUAUAUUAUGACAGUCGAUUCAGGUAUGUUUUGUGAUCUUUUGAAACAUGUAGAUGAAUAUGGAAUUCCAAUUAGAGGCCAGUAAGUCGACCAUUUUUGCUGUUUAAUGCUUGUAAUUUCAAAUCAGUUUGCACUGGUAAAACAAAUAACGCCGGAAAACAGAAACAGAUUAAGAUUAUUAUGUGCACUUACAGUUAUACUGUUUUAUAAGAUGAAUCGAUGCUUUUCAAUACAAAAACUGCCAAAUUCAGGCACCUCUUAAUGUUUGGCAUUGUUUAAAGAAGAGCUAAUACAUCUCACCAAUUCAGAAAUAAGCAAAAGUUUUGGUAACUAUAAGUAACAGUAGUUAUAAGUAAGUAAAAACAAAUUCCUGGGUAGGAAUUAUUUCGAAAUUUAUAGCCGGUUAUCGAUUCAGAAACAUCUUAAUAUGAAUUUCGAUAUUUUUCCCACCUUUAAACCUGUGGAGCCUCCCAUUUCAGUACUAUUCUAGGACAUCUAAUUUUUACUCACAGACUCUUAAAUUGUUGUAAAGGCGCUAGUAGUAUUGUUAUUUCACACUAGGAUGGGGGGAGCGGGUGAUCACCCGUAGGGGUCAUUGGGUUUAGUGCAUCAAUAGGAAUCACUAAUGAGCCCAUGUAUAAAAAUUUUUGGCAAUAAUCUCUACUCUAUGUACUUCUAAGGAUCUCAACUAUAAGUUUUUGUGGGAAUGACCCUUAGUUUUUUGCUAUAUAGUUUGCAAAUAAGUGCCAUUUAGCUGUUAACUAUUUAGAGCAAAGAGUGACUCAAAAAAGUGGCAUAUCUCCUAAUCCCGUAAUAGUAUUUAGGGGUAGCAAAAAGUGCCACUAACAUCAAACUUAGGGUUUUGUUGGGAAAGGUACCACACAGUAACAAAUUUGGGGUAAGACUAAAAACCUAAUUAUUAUAAAUUUGGGUGUAAAGAACAAAAAUUGGGCUAUCCUACCUGUGUACCCUAUGUUUAACUUUAGUACCCUAUCCAAGUCGUUUUCUGAAUAGGAUCAUUUUCAAAAAAACGACGCGGAAUUUUAUAUAAUCAGAAAACGGUCGCAGAAAGCGACUUGGGUCUGAGUGUAAUUAGAAACCGAUCCAAAAAACAACUUUUGGUCGAUACCUGUGUUGGACUUGGAAAAUGGCAGAGUUUUUCCAACAAACGACUUAGGGCUAAAAUAACACGUGAAUUGGUCAAAAAAUCAUACGAAAACCGCUAAAAGCUAUGAAAACUGGUCAGAAACCUCAUAAGUUACCAAAACUCUCAGGGAAACCACCAAAAUUUCACAAAAAAAAACACUACAAAUAUGAAAAACAAGUAGCGUGAUAGAAAAUUGGUGGGAAACACCAAAAAAAUGGCCCAAAAAUUCAGGAGAAGCAAAAAAACCGCUAAACUAUAAAAAUUGGUCCAAAACCCUAAAAGAUGCCAGAAAAUCUAUGGAAACUACCAAAAACACCAAAAUAAACGGUCGGAAAAAAAAACAGAAAAUUGGUCAAAGAAUCGUAGAGAAAUCGAUAAAAGCUAUGAAAAUUUGUCUGACACCCAAAAUGAUGCCGAAAAACUCAGGGAUUACCCAGAACUCGAAAAUUGUCAAAACCAACGUGAAGUGGUCAGAAAAAUUUGAGAAAGGAAAAUUAUCAUUAACAGUUCUAAUUACCAAAUGUUGUCAAAAAAACUCGGGAAAUAUAGAAGAAACCUCUUAAAUCAUAUAUAAACUGCUGAAAGCUGUGAAAAAGGGUCUGACACCAAGAAAUUGUCAAAAGUCUGGAAACUACUAAAAACACCAAAAAAAACCAAAAUAGGUAAACUGAAUAGGUCUGGAAAAUAGGUAAAAUAGGUAGCCGAUUACUGUGCAAUUGGCACAAUGUUCCGACCAUAGUCUUAAAAAAAUACAACAAAGUUAUUUCAAAUUUUUGUCGUUUUCUAUAUCGGCGUGGUGUGAUCAAAGGAGCUGAACAAAAAAACUUGAGAUUAAGUGUAUUCGACAGUCAUACUAAAAUAAGCAAAUUGAAAAAAAGUUACUUGAAAGAUGAAAAAAUCAAAUUGUCUGGAAUUAAAGGCAAGUAAUGACACUGUACUACCUCUUUAAGAGCUUAUAUAACCAUAACAAUUCCAAUUUUUUUGUCUCUGGAAAUCUUGUGUUGUGUUUUACAUAAUUCAGCCUAGCAAAAAAUAUAUAUUUGUCAAAUUUGAUUAUUAAUUUUUGGAAUGACGUGAAAUUACUUGAUAAUGAUCUCAGAGGGUCGAUAAUGACUAUAUAUAUAUAUAUCCUCUAUAGGAGCUAAAACAAACACGAAUCGUAUCCACGAAAAAAUUUAUUCUACGACGCAACUAU
Symsagittifera roscoffensis is the source of this 3885-nucleotide messenger RNA. Its product is annotated as endoplasmic reticulum lectin 1-like. The record is from RefSeq and is a predicted model, not a curated record. Gene Ontology annotation, biological process: endoplasmic reticulum unfolded protein response; retrograde protein transport, ER to cytosol. Bases 21 to 1628 code for a protein of 535 amino acids. NCBI's taxonomy places the organism in Eukaryota, Metazoa, Xenacoelomorpha, Acoela, Convolutidae. The transcript has 3 exons. Gene Ontology annotation, cellular component: endoplasmic reticulum lumen.